AUGAACAACAGUGUCACCAUCCGAACAAGGAAGUUCAUGACCAAUAGGCUGCUUCAGCAUAAGCAGAUGGUGAUAGAUGUUCUUCAUCCUGGAAAGGCCACUGUUCCCAAAACUGAAAUCCACGAAAAGUUGGCCAAAAUGUACAAGACAAUCCCAGAUGUCAUUUUCGUCUUUGGCUUCAGGACUCAUUUUGGAGGUGGGAAGACAACAAGCUUUGGCAUGAUCUACGAUUCCCUCGACUAUGCAAAGAAAAAUGAACCAAAGCACAGACUAGCCAGGCAUGGUUUGUAUGAAAAGAAAAAGACUUCAAGGAAACAGGGUAAAGAACGUAAGAACAGGAAGAAGAAAGUCAGAGGAACAGCUAAAGCAAAUGUUGGUGCUGGCAAGAAGUGA
Messenger RNA from Podarcis lilfordi (Lilford's wall lizard), 393 nucleotides. Lineage: Eukaryota; Metazoa; Chordata; Lepidosauria; Squamata; Lacertidae. The record is from the annotation of a GenBank genome assembly.